AUGAUAUAUUUAAAAACCAUGCUGAAAGUUAUAGAUAACUCUGGUGCCCAAUUAGCUGAAUGCAUCAAAGUAUUGAAAAAGGGAUCUCCAAUGUCUUCCGGAGGCAUAGGUAAUAAGAUCGUAUGUGUGAUACAGAAGGCGAAACCUUUGAGUCAGAAUAUUACCGGUACAGUAAACACCAAUCGUGUCAAGAAGGGUGACAUUGUUCAUGCUGUUAUUGUUCGUACAAAGCAGAAAAACGGGUACAGAAAGGAUGGUUCUAACAUUAGUUUUGGUGAUAAUGCUUGUGUUUUGAUAAAUAAGAAUACCGGAGAGCCCUUGGGGACCAGAAUAGCUGUAAACGAUGGAGUUGUUGGAAGGGAAUUGUUAGAUAAGGGUUUUAAAAAGAUAUGUUCUCUGGCUAGCAAAGUCGUGUGA
Huiozyma naganishii CBS 8797 is the source of this 417-nucleotide messenger RNA. RefSeq names its product mitochondrial 54S ribosomal protein uL14m (gene MRPL38). Lineage: Eukaryota; Fungi; Ascomycota; Saccharomycetes; Saccharomycetales; Saccharomycetaceae. Gene Ontology annotation, cellular component: ribosome; mitochondrial large ribosomal subunit. Gene Ontology annotation, molecular function: large ribosomal subunit rRNA binding; structural constituent of ribosome. The transcript has a single exon. Gene Ontology annotation, biological process: translation. Bases 1 to 417 code for a protein of 138 amino acids. The record is from RefSeq and is a predicted model, not a curated record.